AUGCCGAAAUCUUACGUGUCUUUUCAAGAUCCUAGUGAUCACGAUGACCUUCAGCAUUCGUCGCACCAGCAUACGUCUCACCCUCCGUCGCCGUCAACAAUGCGGAGACCCGAGUCGCCUUUGCUUUCUACGAGCGAAGUAAGGGCAAGAAUGCCGCCUUCCUUGAACCUCCCGUCCGGACCUACGGAGACGACAGGGCUGCUUGGGGAGAGUGAUGCCUCGAUACGCAGGUACACAGAGGACGGCCUGGAGGAUGCCAGGGCAAGACAACUAUCUAGGGUGAAUAGCUCCAGCGGAAGUCUGCGUAGGCGAAGAUACUGUAGCGUUCGACCAUCGGGAGCGAGCAGUCCCGUGUGGAUGCGAAGUUCCGGACUCCGGACACCGAAAAUGCAGCAGUCCCUCGUGGGUUCACUCUCGAAGGACGACCGACUAUGGUACGAUCAGUUUACCUCAACCGAUUGGGUCCACGACAGCAUCGCCGAUGGAUAUCGAGUACUCGAACUCAGGAAGAUGAGGGGCUUCCGAGGACGCCUGUGGCGGUUCUUCGACUCGACGCAAGGAUGGAUACUGAUGGUGCUCAUUGGCGUCAUCACCGCAAGCAUUGCGUACUUUGUCGACGUGACUGAGUCUGCUAUAUUCGACAUCAAACGAGGCAUUUGUCGGACCGCCUGGUAUCAAGGACGCUCAAGCUGCUGCUCGGGCAGAGAAGAUUGUGAGGGUUGGAGGACGUGGUCGCAACUUAUUCAUCCAUCUGGGGUAGAGGAGACUUCGAUUGACUACAUCGCAUUCAUCGCUGGAUCCAUGGUUCUGGCGGGCUUGUCUUGUUAUAUAACCUUGUUCUCCAAGACAGAGGUCCCGUCAAAUAUUGCCUCUACUCUGGAUGAGGAUCUGGGCGCUGCGAGAAGAGAUGAAAACGAAAAUACGGAGGAGGAUAAGCCUGGUGGCAACCAGGCCAUCAACGGCCCCGACUCGCACCCCUCAAGCGUCUAUUAUGCGGCUGCUGGAAGCGGUGUCGCUGAAGUUCGAGUCAUCUUGAGCGGCUUCGUCCUGCACGGUUACCUCGGCCUCAGAGUCCUUGUCUUGAAGACGGUGGGUCUCAUUCUGAGUGUGGCAUCUGGCAUGAGUCUAGGCAAAGAAGGUCCAUAUGUCCAUAUUGCCACUUGCGUCGGCAACAUUGCCUGUCGUCUGUUUUCCAAAUACGACUUCAAUGAUGCGAAGAGGAGGGAAGUGCUAUCAGCAAGUGCCGCAAGUGGUGUUGCAGUCGCAUUUGGUUCACCUCUAGGCGGUGUCCUUUUCAGCUCGGAAGAAGUGAGCUACUAUUUUCCUCCGAAGACGUUAUUUCGCACAUUUUGUUGUUGUAUCGUGGCGGCAUUAUCCUUGAAAUUCCUCAAUCCGUACGGCACGAACAAGAUUGUCCUUUUUGAGGUUCGAUACUUUUCAGACUGGCGGUAUUUCGAACUGUUUAGCUUUGUGAUUCUAGGUGUUGCUGGAGGCCUCGUCGGAGCACUCUUCAUCAAAGCGUCUCGCUUCUGGGCAACGACUUUCCGCCGGAUACCAGUCGUCAAAAGCCAUCCUAUGUUGGAGGUUCUCUUGGUUGCACUCGUCACUGGAGUCGUUGGCUUCUGGAAUCGGUACACCCGGCUUUCUGUCAGCGAGCUUUUGUUUGAAUUGGCCAGUCCCUGCAAUCAGAAUACUAACACCGGAUUGUGCCCAAAGAAAGAUGAGGUUUUGUCGGUUAUUGGAUACUUGGGCUGGGCAUUCGUCGUCAAAUAUAUCCUCACCAUCAUCACCUUUGGACUAAAGGUGCCUGCAGGCAUCUAUGUGCCUUCCAUGGUCAUCGGUGGCUUGAUGGGUCGCAUGGUAGGGCACUUGACUCAAUAUCUUGUGCUGACAUAUCCUGGCUCAUUCUUAUGGAGCGAAUGUCAAGCGUCCGAUGACAUCGAGGCUUGUGUAACUCCUGGAGUGUAUGCCUUGGUUGCUGCAGGUGCCGUCAUGUGCGGUGUCACACGGCUCUCUGUUACCCUGGCUGUCAUACUCUUCGAAUUAACAGGGAGCUUGGAUCAUGUACUACCUUUCUCUUUGGGCGUACUCUGUGCCAAGUGGACAGCGGAUGCCGUCGAGCCAUUGAGCAUCUAUGAUCUUCUAACGGACAUGAACUCAUAUCCCUUCCUGGAUAACAAGGGAAGUCCCGUCUUUGACUCAGAACUCGGGGACAUUACACCCCGGUUUCGACGUGACAAGGUCAUCGACAUCAGCUUAUCUCCUCUCGUCAAGGCCAGUAAUCUACGUGCCAAACUCCGUCGCUUGCAAUACCUGGGCGAGCUUGACGGUGGUUUGCCUAUCCUCCGCGAUAAGAUCCUCGUCGGUCUCAUCCCUGCUCCAGACCUGGAAUUUGCGCUCGACAGGAUUGAGGACGAGGACAAUGCGUUGUGUCUCUUGUCAACCUCUAAUCACGGCCACGGCAGCCACCAGCGAUACUGGGAAGCAUUUGAUGAGGCCGGAUAUGAUUCUGGGCGGGAAUCAGAUGGCGAGGCACCUAAUACGAACUCGGUCGAUCUGACGCCUUACAUCGACCCUGCGCCUGUCGCGUUAGACAUGCAUUCGCCAAUGAACCUGGUUUAUCAAUGUUUUGUGAAGCUUGGGUUGAGGUACAUAUGCGUUUUGAAUGAGGGGGAGUUUCGGGGCAUGGUGCAUAAGAAGGCGUUUGUGAGAUAUGUCAAGACUUUGGAACACGCCGCACAUCAACGUUGA
This is a messenger RNA of Exophiala dermatitidis NIH/UT8656, 2751 nucleotides long. RefSeq names its product chloride channel. The transcript has a single exon. Gene Ontology annotation, biological process: chloride transport; transmembrane transport. Lineage: Eukaryota; Fungi; Ascomycota; Eurotiomycetes; Chaetothyriales; Herpotrichiellaceae. Gene Ontology annotation, molecular function: voltage-gated chloride channel activity. Bases 1 to 2751 code for a protein of 916 amino acids. The record is from RefSeq and is a predicted model, not a curated record. Gene Ontology annotation, cellular component: early endosome; Golgi apparatus; membrane.